AAAUGGCUAACGUUGCUGAGUGCAGUGAGCGUUCGAUCAAAGCAAUACGCACAAACAUUCAUUACGUUCAAGGCACAUUUCUUUCGCCACACAAAGAAGCUCGAUCUGUUGCUUUCAUGGAAUCAAGUCUAUAACUUCCCUCUCCAACAGCUCCGGUUAAGGGUCAUAGCUAAAGAAAGAGACGAUUUUUCUGGAAAGUGUGACAUUGAAGACGAUCGGAUCUUGGAGAGACUUUGUAUUAUGCGACCAGGCGCCUGGGGAAAUAAUCUUAGCGUUUGGGACAAAGACCAAACAGAGUAU
Messenger RNA from Hyaloscypha bicolor E, 300 nucleotides. RefSeq lists its product as uncharacterized. The transcript has a single exon. The annotation marks the transcript as partial. Lineage: Eukaryota; Fungi; Ascomycota; Leotiomycetes; Helotiales; Hyaloscyphaceae. The record is from RefSeq and is a predicted model, not a curated record.